Molecule: messenger RNA, 1829 nt
Organism: Branchiostoma belcheri (Belcher's lancelet)
Lineage: Eukaryota; Metazoa; Chordata; Leptocardii; Amphioxiformes; Branchiostomatidae
Exons: 9
Coding region: 75-1520 (481 amino acids)
Source: RefSeq, a predicted model, not a curated record
GUCUCUUGUCCAGUCUUGCUCAGCUUCUGUCCGGGCGUGCCAGCUACGGAACGGUUCCCUCUCACUUCAAAACCAUGGAGGUGCCAGAACCGAAGAAAUUCCGCCGCUCCUGCUUUUUGUCUCACCUUGCGGACGUGCCUCUCGUAAAGACGGCUACCGCAAACGUCCAGACGUUUUACACCGAGACAAAGGAACGCUCGCUGUUGUUCCGUGCCUGGGCCAGCAUGGCCGAAUUGGUGAUGAUAUUGGCGAUGUGGGGAGCCAACAAGACGGUGGGGAAGUGGUGUCAGGCCAUUCUGCGUCAUGAAGGAGAAGCUCAACUGGCUGCUGCCAUCGACACCUAUGCAUGCGUGAAACUGCAGCAAUUGGAGGUUAAAUUCCCGGUCCUGACCAAGUCUGCCGAUGUGGUCGCAAAGAAGGCUACACAGAAGGUGCUGUCCGUAGCAUUUCUCAUUCCUCGCUGGAUGUUGGAGACAAGGCUGGGGAAGAUCGCCGUAUUUGGACUGGAUAAAACCCUGCAGUUGUCGGUGACGGUGGCCGACCUGUUACAGCCGGAGGGGGAGACUGAAGAAGACGCAGCUGCCACGGCGGAAAACAAGUCGGUAACUAUUGAAAAGACCAAAGCCCCGCCAGCCCCGGAACCCGACUUGACCGCUCUCGUGACGGGAGUUGUGCGGACGACCGCCACUUGUGCCCGCGGUCUGUUUCCCACUCUGUACGGCUGGUUCAUCCUGACUCCUCUCCUCCUAUGGGUGACCGUGCUAACCUGGACUCGACAGGCCCUCCGCUUCAUCCGCCGCCGGCCACGCCGCCCGUCCCGCCGCCGGAGCCACCGCCUGGCCGCCAAGGCCGACCCCGACACCAAAGCCAAGAUAAGCUCCCGCCGUCGGAUGUCGCCACGGAAGCGCAUCCCGUCCCUGACCGAGGCACUCGCACAUUACAUCCCGAAGAAAGCCUUCUCCAUGCUGGGACUGACCACUCCGCCGGCCGAGAUGACCAUGCCGCUGUUCGGGACCCGCCUGCCUGAACCUGGAGCUAGUAACGAAGAACUCCGCGUCAGUCCCAACAUGGAGGAAGGGGAGAAGCGGAAACGGUCAACAGGAAAGGAUGAAGACGAGACUUUCCUGACCCUGGAUCUGGAGAACUACCGGUCUGAUGACGAUCCGGAUUACCAGUCGGAGUCGUCCUCCAGCACGGACAGCUACGAGUACAUCUCCAGCCAGUCUGAGGGAGACGAUGCCGAGGAGGCGGUGGAGGAGGCGGCCGAGGAGGCGGCGGAGGAGCCGGCGGAGGCUGAGGAAGCACGGGAGGAGCAGGAGGAGGAAGCGGGGACCGGGAAGGACUCGGGCGUGUGUUCUGCCACAGCCACGCCCACGGGAUCGGAGAGCCCAGAAUCCAACAAGCAGCUGUCUACCGACGCUCCGCGCCCAGCAGAUUCUGAGGAAAGCGUCAGCAAGAUCUGUCCUGCCGACAGUAGUCAACCGACAGCGACUUCUAGCGAAUCGGUCAGCCAGGAGUAAAAUGCAGAUCACAAGGCAUCGAUAUGGUCGAAUACUGUCCGAAACUCUUCAGAGAAUGAGUCACCGAGAUAUUGACAACUGUCCUUGAUGUACCACUUUUUAGAAUACUCAUGAACGAUACAAAGUAAAUCUAUGAGAAUCUGCUAAGAUGUCUCUUUGACGCAAAAUGAAAACGAUACUACGGAUAUCAUUAGAUUUGAAGUAUGAAAGUAUAUUCUGUCAAGAUGGAGAGGUGUGAGUCAUUGAAAAGUUACUCUUCAUUAAUCAAGAUUGUUAUAUAUGAUCAAUAAAGCUUGUCAGACUUGAAAA